This is a messenger RNA of Chaetomium globosum CBS 148.51, 1953 nucleotides long. RefSeq lists its product as uncharacterized. The coding region runs from base 1 to 1953 and encodes 650 amino acids. The record is from RefSeq and is a predicted model, not a curated record. The transcript has 3 exons. Gene Ontology annotation, molecular function: protein serine/threonine kinase activity; ATP binding. Lineage: Eukaryota; Fungi; Ascomycota; Sordariomycetes; Sordariales; Chaetomiaceae. Gene Ontology annotation, biological process: protein phosphorylation.
AUGAUGUCCGAAUCGAGCGUAAAGAGCGGCACAUCGACCCCGAAACGCGCUCUGUCAUCGGCCUACCCCUCCCAUGGCGAGGGACAUGAGGAUACGAGGCACAAAAACGGUGAUAGGAUCGACCGAACCGCGACAAGCACUCCGACACCAUCGGGAGCACAGGCGCCAGCGGCCAAAGGCAAACUCACCAUCAAGAUUACCGAGGCCAGAGGUCUAAGGAAGUGUCAAGAUCCCUACGUCGUUGUGGUUUUUCAACGCAGCGAACUCAUCUCCUCUGGGCCUCGCCCGACCGAAAAUGACGAGGAGGCCGCGAUUUCUGCUGUCUCUAUGGGUGGCUUGCCGAUGAAGCGACAGGGGAGCGAUUCCGGUAGGGCCAUGGCUAUCCCGAUGCGAAGCAGACAGAGCAGCAACACCAGCAUUACCGACUUCGACGCCUUCCGUAACCGCACCGGUCGCCGUUCGUUUACCAGCCCGAAGUGGGAUGCCGAGGCCAUCUUCGAUGUUGUUGCCUCGGACAAACUCGUCGACAUCUCCGUCUACGGCCGCGGCCAAUCCGGAGAGGAGUUUCUCGGCCACGUCGACUUUCAAGCGGUGACCUCGGAGAGAGAGGCGCCGGUCAGGGGCUGGUUCUCCCUGAGGGGCCACGCGGAUACCAUGGCCGAGAACGCACCAACGGGCGAGAUCUUCGUGGAAUCAUUCUUCCAGCGGGCCGAGCAGAAGCACUUCGGACCCGGGGAUUUCCAGAUCCUCCGGCUCAUCGGCAAGGGGACCUUCGGCCAAGUAUACCAAGUCCGGAAGAAGGAUACCAAGCGCAUCUAUGCCAUGAAAGUACUGUCCAAGAAGGUUAUUGUUCAGAAGAAAGAGGUGGCCCAUACUGUCGGCGAGCGCAACAUUCUGGUGCGGACCGCCACGGCCGAUUCUCCGUUUAUCGUCGGCCUGAAGUUCUCUUUCCAGACGCCGUCCGAUCUCUAUCUCGUGACCGACUACAUGUCCGGUGGGGAACUGUUCUGGCAUCUGCAGAAGGACGGCAAGUUUGAGGAAAAGCGGGCCAAGUUCUACAUCGCCGAGCUCAUCCUUGCCAUCCAACACCUGCAUCAAAACGACAUCGUCUACCGCGACCUGAAACCAGAAAACAUCCUCCUAGACGCCAACGGCCAUAUUGCCCUCUGCGACUUUGGGCUUUCCAAGGCCAACCUAACCAAAAACGACACCACCAACACUUUCUGUGGCACGACCGAGUACCUUGCCCCCGAGGUUCUUCUCGACGAGACUGGUUACACUAAAAUGGUGGAUUUCUGGUCCCUGGGCGUUCUUGUGUUCGAAAUGUGUUGUGGCUGGAGUCCUUUCUACGCCGAAGACACGCAGCAAAUGUACAAAAACAUCGCUUUCGGCAAGGUCAGGUUUCCGCGCGACACUCUCUCCCUAGAAGGGCGGAACUUCGUCAAGGGAUUACUUAACAGGAAUCCGAAACAUCGGCUCGGCGCGACAAACGACGCAGAGGAGCUCAAGGAACACGCCUUCUUCGAUGAUGUCGAUUGGGAUGCGCUUUCCAAGAAGCUCAUCACGCCGCCCUUCAAGCCGCAACUCAAGAGCGACACCGAUGUCUCGUACUUCGACCCCGAGUUCACCAAUGCCCUCAACACCAACGGGUCCCUGAACGAGCGCGCUGCGGCCCUGGCCAAGGGAUACGCGACCUCCACGCCACUCUCUCCUUCGGUGCAGGCCAACUUCCAAGGCUUCACCUUCGUCGAUGAGAGUGCCCUUGACGACCACAUGAAAGAUCGGUACGGCAAGUACGAAGACGAAGAAAUGGACGACGCCGACCGCAAGAGAGAUGAUGAUUGGGAUGACAUCAACGACGCCGACGUCCGGAGCUCCAACCGGAUGAGCGGGAUCGUCCGGGGCAACACCAAUGACGAGCAAAUGUUUGGCGCUUCCGGCUUCGACAUGUAA